Molecule: messenger RNA, 9141 nt
Organism: Acanthopagrus latus (yellowfin seabream)
Lineage: Eukaryota; Metazoa; Chordata; Actinopteri; Spariformes; Sparidae
Product: homeobox-containing protein 1-like
Exons: 11
Coding region: 1482-3134 (550 amino acids)
Biological process (GO): positive regulation of DNA-templated transcription
Cellular component (GO): nucleus
Molecular function (GO): double-stranded telomeric DNA binding
Source: RefSeq, a predicted model, not a curated record
UAGACCCACCGGAGGACCCGAAUUAUCAAAUUAAAAACAGUGAGACAACAUAUAUAUUAUGAAGUGUGUCUAGAAGUCAGAUCAGUAUGUUACUGAGUCUUUAAUCAAAAAUGCUCUGCAGCAAGUUUCAUUGUUCAAAAAUGUUUCAACACGUGCUGACACGUGCAUUAAGUGUUGAAUAUCUUCCUGAGUCAGCGUUCAUCUAUGAUAAAUGAAAGAAUAUAGCUUAAUAAAACGGACAGACCAAAGACCAUGUUGUGUCGUACACACAGACAGUAUAGUCUGUUAAUAAUUUACUGCAUUUUUACUUGCAUACGGCAGUGGUUCUUGGCCUUGAUAAGUCAGAAUUCACAUUAUUGCAUGUUCUCUGAUCUACUAAGGGGAUAAUUGUAUUCCCUUUGUAUGUCAGCUGUUGGCCAGUCACUGAUUAGGCAGCUAGAAUACAAACCCACAGGACUCUGAGUAAUGAGCACGAGCACAACUGAUCAUACCUUACGUUACUUCCUGUCCUGGCACAUCAGUGACAUUCAUAAAAGUGUUACAAGACGCUGUAUUCAGAACUGGAAGAGUCACAAGUAGGUUAACAGAACAUGCACCUCUUGUUCUGAGUGCUGAUAUUCCCUUUUUUUUUAAAUUUGCUAAUGGAAUGUCACAUCAGAGCGGUCCCAAGUGACCCAGCCCAAAUACCCUCAAAUUACCCAAAUUACCCUUCAUGCUGUUGUGGCAGUCGUUUCAAAAGAAAGCAUAGCCUAAACCUAAACAUAACCCCAAGCCUGUGCACAGGGUAAUGUCUGGGUUAUAUAAGUUGUCGGUUUGAUUUGGUGCACUCCAGUGAUGAUCAUCAUGAUACUCUCCAGCUGCUGAAAAUGUCACUAACGAACAUGAAGAAACGUUGACCUGGUGGUUCUAAUUACUUGAAGAUCACACGAGCAACACCCCCCUCUUACGUCUGGUUCCAUGUUGGUCAGCUCUGCUUAUAGAACGAGGCACUUUGAAGUGGAAGCGUACGGUUAGAUGUAACGUUAAUUCUGGUGUGUGUGUUUCCACUGUGAAGAAAUAAACAGAAAAUAAGGCUUAUGUGAUCAAAAUAGUUGUAAUGUUGAUUUUGAAGCUGCAUAUUAUAUUUUCACAGAAGCUCCAUAAACCCCAUGAAGGUUUGUAACAUUGCAGGGAUACAGUAUUGAAUGCUAUCUGGAGCCAGGUGUACCUAAUAAAGUGGCCCCCCUCUCUGAGUACAGUAAGUUCUGUAAACUGCGACUCCCGUCGUUCCUUGCGUCAUUGUGUCAACAUGGCGCCUGUCUGCCGGACAAAAGGCGAAUCUGUCUGACGGUGGAUUGAAACCCAAUUAGAAACAGAGGAGACAUUUUGGGAAAACUGUCAGUGCCCGUGUGUCCUGGCGCCGCAAGACAAUAGAUAUAUGGUAAAAGCAACAUCUGUGGAGGCUCUUCGACUGGAAUAUUAAGUAUGUGCUCAGCUGGCUCAUGUCUGCAAACAGGCUCGCCUUCAUGCCACGUCUGGUCAGGAUCCCAGGCAGGAUGUUCCAGCAGUGUGAGGAGCCUCGCUUCACCAUCGAGCAGAUUGACCUCCUCCAGAGGCUGAGGAGGACAGGGAUCACACAGGCGGAGGUCCUCCACGCCCUGGACACCUUGGACCACCUGGACCGGAAACAUGGACACAAGUUGACCCAUAAAGCUUCCUACAUGCCUCCCUCAUCUUCCUUGUCUUCUUCCAGUGCCGCUCCCUCUUCCUCCAUGACUUCAACCGCCACUCAGACAAGUUUCCCUGACAACCGGCUGUCACUGUCACCUAAUAACAACUUCGACACCACCUCCCCCCCUCGGCCCAUUCCAGUAGCCUCACCUGUCGCCAUGGCAGCAGCAGCUCAGAACGGCCUAGUCGCUGUCACCAACGGGAAGCUGUCACCACCCAGGUUUCCUCUGGGUGUGGUUAGUGGCAGCGUGACAGCACCGGGCUAUGGGUUUGAGACCAGUGAGGAGGACAUAGAUGUUGAUGACAAGGUGGAGGACUUGAUGAGGCGGGACAGUUCUGUUAUCAAAGAGGAGAUUAAGUCCUUUCUGGCGAACAGGCGGAUCUCCCAGGCUGUGGUCGCUCAGGUAACGGGGAUCAGCCAGAGUCGGAUCUCUCACUGGCUCCUGCAGCAGGGAUCAGACCUCAGCGAGCAGAAGAAACGAGCCUUCUUCCGCUGGUACCAGCUGGAGAAGACCAACCCUGGUAACACCACCCUCCAUCAUCAGCCCUACAUCUGCUGCAUGACCUCCCACUCCUCCAGUGCCACUCUGGCCAUGCGAGCUGCCCCAUUGGCUCUGGACGACAUGAUGGACUGGCACCAGGCCCCACUUCCAUUCGGCUCCGGCCCUACGGGAUUCCGUCUGCGGCGAGGAAGCAGGUUCACCUGGAGGAAGGAGUGUCUAGCUGUUAUGGAGAGCUACUUCAGUGAUAACCAGUACCCUGAUGAGGCCAAGAGAGAGGAGAUUGCAACUGCCUGCAACGCUGUGAUUCAGAAACCAGGAAAGAAGCUGUCUGAUCUGGAGAGGGUAACAUCUCUGAAAGUCUACAACUGGUUUGCAAACCGCCGCAAAGACAUCAAGAGGCGUGCUAACAUUGAAGCAGCCAUCUUGGAGAGCCACGGCAUCGAGGUUCAGAGUCCAGGAGGUCAGUCCAACAGCGACGAGGUGGAUGGCAAUGACUUCCCUGACCAGGGAUGUGAGGUGUCCUUAUUUGACAAGAGAGCCUCAGCCAGGCAGUUUGGUUUCAGUCGAGCUGACCUCUCCUCUCCCACCCAGGUUCCAACACUACUCCCCAGCUGGUUUUCCACCCUGGGCAGAGGUGGCUUGUCUGGUCAGAGGGGCAGUUCUCUGAUUGGCCGCUCCCUAGUGUCAGCGGCGGGCCCUCAGGCAGAGGGUUCCAGAUUGACAGGUGUGUCCUGGUCUCCUCCCUCCCCUUCCCUCCAGGAUGAUCCCACCAUCCACAGCGCGCUGUCCGACGCCCAGGACCCGAACGGUUUGGAGAAGGAGGCAGUCAAUCACAGCAACCAGGUCAUAGUCAGUCAGGUGGAUGGAGUGAGGUGCGGCAUGGGGAGUGACAUCAAGACGGAAACGCUGGAGGACGACUGAAGAGGGCGGUGGAUUUGGUCAGGGUAAUGAACGGAACAGAAUCAGAGGUGUGUGAAUAUGCAAGCAGAUUUUAUAGGAAUGUAAUAAGUGAAAAAAAAAAAAAAAGACCAAAAGUCGUGUAAACUCCAACCCUGAGAUACCUCCCAACCCUACCUCCAACCACCAACCUACUCUGCUACGCUCUUAUAGGUAUUACUAGUAUAUUAUAAUAAUAAUAAUGAUAAUAAUAAUACUGAUAAACUUUUUUUUGUUAUAGUGCUCCCCAGCAGGCUAUGGAAAUGCCUAAUGAAACCAAAUAAAGUGAUAUAAAACAUUAACCAUGAAAUUAUGACCAUGUAAUCAAAGGAACUACAUACAGUCAUGUGUGUUAUUUUCUCUUUGAUUGAUGGUGAUUUGGUUUUAUUAGGCAUUUUAAAUCUUCCAUAGCAGACUGUCUGACAGGACAUGAUGCAUUGUACAGAUUUCUUUGGAAACUGCAUUUUUCACAGCAGGACAACACUGUAUUUGACACUUGGUUCAAAUAGUUUCAGGGUCUUGCACUGUGAUCACAACACAACUGAACAGCCUCAAAAGACAAAUACAUGAAUCUAAAAGUUUAUUUUAACUGAUUGUUUCACAAUUACAGUAUGUAGCGCAUUUCAUUAUGGUUUGUAAUAUUUCAGACUUUUAGCUGUUAACUCCUUCCAUUGAGAAGAACAGCAGAAUAAGCUUAGUUUCACUGAGGUCGGUAAUGUUCCUGUGACCCAGAUAUGAUUUUAAAAAUGUAAAAGAGAGAAACAAGUAUAAGCCACUUCUUUAUCCCCUGCCCUGGUAAAAUAAGUUUAAUAUAUGGAAGCAAAGAAAGGCCAUAUUCAUCUUAAUAUUGUGAGCAACAGAGUGAAAGUGAGUUAAAUUAAAUCACUGAAGUACUGCUGAAAUUGAAAUACUUUUGAAAUAUUUGAAUUUUAAAUUUGAUUUCAUUGAAAUGGAAAAUGAUCUGAAUGUGUGCUGUUGGAUUUCAGUUUUUCAGGGGGAGAAUUUCAAGUUUUCCAAAUGAAAACAUGCAGCCGAGUGGCUUCCUGUUGUUCAGCUGAGGAGGGAUUUCAGUUGCUCUUCUGAAUUUAGUUCUUGGAUCACAGGACCGACUCGUCGUUACGUGAUGGAUCAGAUGGACGAGCUUCACAUAGUAUCCCAAAUGCUAAAAUUAGAACGCUUCAUCUUGAAUUUUUAUUUUAUUUCAACUUUAAAAUGAGCCACUGAUCAAGUUAUUUAUUUUACAACUAUAAAUUACAGGGAAGAGUUUAAACCCAAUAAACUGGAGUUUUUCUCGAUGCAGUAUCUAUACAGAAACAGCAGUAUUUAAAAAUGACAAUAAGCACUGAACAGAGAUCAUAUUUCACAGUCAUAUAUUUAGUUGCUUGUUAGAUCUUGCAUUUGUUUACUUGAGUGGAACAGAACAUCAGUGUAAAAAUACACAAUGUAAACAUGCUGGAUUUAUCUGCAGUCCCUCACCAGGUAACAGUAGCAUUAUAAAUAACAAUAUACAAAUAUACAGAUAUACAGAAUACAUUAUACAACAUGUCCACUUAAAAAUGAAAAGAUUCAAAUCUUUUUCGGCCUCUCUUUGCUUCCAUAUUAAUAACAAUAAUUUAAAACAAAGUUACUCUAUACGUGAACGUCGAAGGAAACUGAAACUUUUGACACAUUUAUAAAAAACUAGAAACCCCAAAUAUCCAGGGGACUGAUGGUUAUUCAUGUGUGCCCACUUCAGAUCAGGCUGAAUGAAUGAAUCACUGUGAGAUGAUCUAUAAUCAAUACAGAUCAGUCAGGUGGGAGGUAUUCAGCAGUGUAACAAACUGUUACUCGAUACUACAGAUUAAAGUAUAACGUGAAUACAUACAUAUGCCACACAUGUAUGUAUGAACACACAUACGUAUAAACAGUAUAUUAUAUAAACCAUGGGGGUAUUUAUAUGUACCUGAUCCACUUCUAUUUACAGUAUAUAGACAUAUUAGCUUCAAAUGAGAUAAACUAUCAGUAUGAAUCCUUCUUGUUGGUGAGAGGUGAGUGAAGCAUUAGCCAAAGUAUUAAGUUUAAAUUUGGUAUAUUUUCUGAGUGUAUAGUAGUCAUGGGUGGGUCUGUGUAUUAGAGAUAUGUUAAUGAACGAUGCAUCAGAUGUGUCAAAAUGCAUCUUUUUUGGGUAUAUCUGUGUUUGUGCUCGAUAUGCCACGUGUUCUAAACACACACUGUCAUGUUCAAAUUGUAUUUUCUUUUUAAAUGACACUUUAUUGGAUCAAUAUCAUGGUGCUUAGAGUCCCUGCUGUUGAAACAUUUCAUUUAUCAGAAUCAUGAGAGACCAAAAAGGGAAAAGAAAGAGAAGAGAAUAUUUGGUAAACCUGAGUUGAGUCAGUAGGAUUCACAGCAGGAAGUGUUUUAUUAAACUAGUCAAAUCAAGAAAUAUGUAUCCCAGUACAGCCAUUGUAGAAGUCCAACUGUUUUCAGCAUAUAUGAUGAUGUCCAUGUCCAUCCCCACAAGGAAUUCCUUAAAGAUUAGUAGUUGUUAAGUCAUAUAUCAUCAUCUUACUGCUCAUCCAGUUGAAAUGUUUUUCCAUUACUGUAAGAAUUUAGGUCGGCAAACAAUUUUAUCCAACAGUUGGAUACGACAUAUUGUCAUCGUGUAAAGCUGUUAAUGGUACCCUUGUUAGCAGGAAGUUGCCUGUUAACACAUCCAUCACUAACAAAGUGCACAAAGCUCACCAUUUAUUUCAAAAUUUAAUUUAAGUCCAACAGUCGGCCUCCUUUUUAGCUGUUUUGGUUCCCACCAACCCCUGAAAAAAAGUACCGGUAGCUCCUCAGCUGCUAAAUGUCCUGCUAUGUUCACUCGCUAGUUGCUAACCCACUUUGUUUGCUGUUUGGUGCAGGUAACGUAGCAUGGUGUAAGUUUAUUGGAGCUGGUCCCAGUCGGAAACAAAGAUGAGUUUGUGGGCUACAAACCAAAACAACUAGCUUAAAGAGGGGAACUACAGAGUUGGAUGAUAAACGUUUGUGUCCCCUUUUACAUCAUGCACAGUAAUUUGAUACAAAUUUGAUAUGAGAAAUAUUAUAAGUGCAGCUUCAAUCAGGUUCUAAUUGAAAAGUCAAUUUAUCAAUACAGAAGUUAGUAUUUAAAGGUGCAGUGUGUAAGAUUUUAGUUCAAAACUUUCAAAAACGAACCGAAGUUAUCCAUGUGUAGAAUAACAGUUAGGAAGUUGACGUCUGUGUUUUUUUCCUAAGCUCUUGUGCGAGCGGUAUAAACACCAACACUCCUCGUCAGAACUGCUAGCUGCACAGUGAAUUUAGCUAACUAGCUUGCGGCAGCUACAGUUGGCAGCAGGUAGCGGUUACUCUGGUGAUAUGCUGCCUUUUUGUUUGUUGUUGUAUGAAUUUACCGAGUGGUCAGUUCUUACAUAUUGCACCUCAGUAUAUAAAUACUAAAUGACACUGGAGUUUGGUGUAUCAGACAUGAGGUGAUACAGCCACUCAGAAAGAUUUCAGAAAUGUUUUCAACAAAUUUAUAUUAUUAUUAUUAUUAUUAUUAUUAUUGUUAUUAUUAUUAUUUUAAGUUGAAGUGCCUUAAUUUUAGCAUCAUUUUAGCAUUAUACUGACAGUCAUCAGUGCAGAAAAAAAGGACUUCCACAAUGGCUGUACACACAUCACUGUAUCAGAGCUAAUGCAAGGAAGCUAAACACAUGGUGUUCUGUGACAGCCAACACUAAAACGGCUUCAUUCUGAUCAGUUCAUCACUGUUCUUCACCAGGUGCUUUACAGGCUAAGCUACUCUUUCAGAGUUAAAAACUCGACACAAAUACCUCACUUUACCCCCCGCAGCUAUAAGCUACACCCCACAGGUUCCUCCGCAGCUGCUUCAAUGUGAAUCAAAGUUUAGGGUAAAAAUAACUGUAGAGCUGAUUUAUUCAGAGGAGACUGACGGCAAACUGUGAUGAGGCUGUAAAGACGGUUCACUGGCUGAUCUGAGAAAUGUCAGUGUCCUUUUGAAAAGGGAAAUUCCUUCUCAAACUCGAGCCAAUAAAUAGUAAGUUUGAAAGUCGAGGGAAAUUCCACUCUGACAAAGAAUUUAGUCCUUCAUAAGCUUCUGCCUCCACCACAGUCCAUGAAAUACUUCUAAAAUAUUUUCUUCCCUCAUCCUGGUGGAACACCAACAUAACUAGUGUUGGUUUCAGAACGAAUCACUGGGAGCAUUACAGUUUUGUGGUGGAAUGUCUCUUUAAUUGUAUGGCAGCAGAGCUGUCCUGGGUGUCUUUGCUUUAAGCGUUUAUAAAACAUUGAGGCAACAUUAGUCAGUUAUGUAGCUUUCUGUAAUCUGUUUGAAUUAUUUACACCAAAAUAUCAUUAAAUACAAACCCACUGAGGGUUAGAAAUGCUUUUUAUUUUAUUUUAAAUCUGCUAAGCAGAAGCCUUUCUAAAGUGAAUCUAUGGAUUCAUUGAAGAUGUCAUGCUUUUGAGAUUAUUUCAGGGUUUUGAAUUGUUUCAGUUGCUGCCUUCAUGGUCUCAUGGACUUCUAAAACUGAUGUGAAAUGAAAAAGUAGUCUAUUAAUGUCAUUUUGAGUCAUUUUGGAGCCACAAAGUCUGAAAGUAAAAAGACUUGAAACAAGAAACAAAAGUGCAGUGUGAGAUUGUUGCGUAAUCUCAUCUUCAACAUUUUAAAGGAGACUAAGUUCAGUAGAUAUCAUGUGAUAUCAGCCACCUGAAUACGCCUUGUUUUUCGAGGCAUUAUUCCCUGACAAAUAAAUGAAAAUGUAAAGAAAUUAUAAAAUAACGUCCCAUGUCUGUCCCUCUCUCUGGAUCAGCACCAGAAGUUAACAGGGUCGGUUCUCCAUCCAAGUUUAGCAGAAAUCUGGUCAGUAGUUUUUCUUGAAUCCUGCUGAACACCAACCAACAGACAUGUGAAAACAAACUCCUUGGUGGAGGUAACAACCACCUCACAGAAUAAAACCAGAUCAACUGAUGACACGACUGCAGUCUCACUGUAUUUGCUGCAGUUUAAUUUAUACAUUUCAUUGCUUGGUCUUGGCCUUUUGUUUCUUGACUACAUUUCAUUUGGCUUUCAGUUUUUUGAACCUAAACUGGCUCUGUACCUUUUUUUUUUUAAUAUACAAAAACCAGUGCCAGAAAGUGUGUAUCAUCAUAUAAUGAAUCAAAGUUAUCAUGAUAAAGAAGCACAGUGAUGCCAGUUUUCCCUUAAAUGUCAUAGAAAGCCUUUCCUCUUCCAGUUCUGUCAGCACUGUGUCAGAUCACCCCUGUGCACUUUGUUCCUGACCGACUGAUGGCAGCAUGUUUUUAUCAUUUCAUUAGUUCAAAUGCAGUUUUACCAUCUGCCUUCAGCGAUCUGUUGCCUUGCUGCUCUGUUUAGUUUGAAAGGAUGAGCUUCCUUCAGCAGCUGAUGCUGCAGAUCAGAUCGUGCUUCACACCUGGAACACCUGCACACUAAACACACAUUUGGCACCGAUCUGCAUCAUGUGUGUCUCUCCCACCAAAUCCAACUGUCAUAUCCUCUGGCAUUACACCUGUCGCUUGACGCAGACAGUACAUUUUUGUGCUGACAGGACUGCUUGGGUGGUGGAUGCUUGUUGAUGAAGGUGUUAGAGGAUGUGGACCUGAUCUGAGCUCUGCUGUGUGAACGAGAGAGAAAGCACAGGGGAUCUGGUGUCAGCGUGGUUUCAUUCUGCUCACGUCGCAGGACUAAAUGCUCCUGUUCAGUCGAUAUGGUGAAUACAUGAGAUGCAGUAUGACAUUUGAAGAGUUAAGAUUCCAAAAUGCUGUUCUUAUUUAGGGGGAAAGAGUCAACAUUCAACAUAAAAUGUAGAUGUUCCAUUCGUGAGAUUCUCCUUUUGAUCAGCCGAUGACUGUAAAUACUAAAAAAAAUGAACGUAUGGUUGAAACAUUUGACCAGUCAUGUAAAAAAAAAAAUUUCUUUUUUAAAACUUGUGAGUGGUAACCAUUUCAUUUUGGCAAUAAACUCUUCAAUAAU